Molecule: messenger RNA, 840 nt
Organism: Chrysochloris asiatica (Cape golden mole)
Lineage: Eukaryota; Metazoa; Chordata; Mammalia; Afrosoricida; Chrysochloridae
Gene: MRPL46
Product: mitochondrial ribosomal protein L46
Exons: 4
Coding region: 1-840 (279 amino acids)
Cellular component (GO): mitochondrial large ribosomal subunit
Molecular function (GO): structural constituent of ribosome
Source: RefSeq, a predicted model, not a curated record
AUGGCGGCGCCCUUAAGGCGAUCUCUGUUUGGAGUGGCGCGGGGCCGGUGGCGAUUAGAAGGGCACUCGACGGGUACCCUGAGUGUUCGCAGCUUGGCCCUUGAGGCCGCACCCGCUCACAGUGGGUCUCCAUGGCGGUUGUUGGGCGCUUUGUGCCUGCAGCGGCCACCACUAGUCUCGAAGCCGCUGACCCCGUUGCAGGAGGAUAUGGCGGCGCUGCUAAAGCAGAUUGAGGUAGAAAAAAGCCUGUAUUCAGACCACGAGCUGCGUGCUUUGGAUGAAGCCCAGCGACUGGCAAAGAAGAAAGCCGACCUCUGUGAUGAGGAAGAUGACCAGGAGAUACUGUUGGUACAGGAUUUGGAAGAUAUGUGGGAACAGACUUUCCUGCAGUUCAAACCCGGAGCUCGCAUAACAGAAGCUGAUAAGAAGAAAGACCAAACCUCACUGCACCGGAAGCUAGACAAGAACCUCAUCCUGUUGGUCAAAGAGAAGCUUGGAGACCAGGAUGUUUGGAUGCUUCCGCAGGCAGAGUGGCAGCCUGGAGAGACCCUCCGGGGAACCGCUGAGCGAAGCCUGGCCGCGCUCUCCGAACACAACAUUGAAGCCAAGUUCCUAGGAAAUGCACCCUGUGGCCACUACAAGUUCAAGUUUCCCCAGUCAUUGCGGACAGAGAGCAACCUGGGGGCCAAAGUGUUCUUCUUCAAAGCACUGCUACAAACUGGAGACUUUUUCCAGCCCAGGAAGAAGGGCCAACAUGUGUGGGUCUCUAAGGAAGAGCUGGGUGACUAUUUGAAACCAAAAUACCUGGCCCAGGUCAGGAGGUUUUUUUUGGACUUCUGA